AGGGUCUGUGGUUGAGUCUGCCCAGCCAAAUGCUUGUGAGGAUUUGUUGGGUCUCUGUGGCCGCUGCUGCCGUUUCUUCCCGGGAGCUCCCAGAGCAUGGACUGUUAAAGUCGGUCAUUUCUACUGUGUGAGCUGAAUCUUCAACGCCGAAAUGGGGAAACAGAACAGUAAGCUGCGUCCUGAGGUCAUGCAGGAUUUGCUAGAAAGCACAGACUUUACAGAGCACGAAAUCCAGGAAUGGUACAAAGGCUUCUUGAGAGACUGCCCCAGCGGGCAUUUGUCAAUGGAGGAAUUUAAGAAAAUCUAUGGGAACUUUUUCCCUUAUGGGGACGCUUCCAAAUUUGCCGAGCACGUAUUCCGCACUUUUGAUGCCAACGGGGAUGGAACAAUAGACUUCAGAGAAUUCAUCAUAGCUCUGAGUGUGACGUCACGAGGGAAACUGGAACAGAAGCUGAAGUGGGCCUUCAGCAUGUAUGACCUGGAUGGGAACGGCUACAUCAGUAAAUCAGAAAUGCUGGAGAUUGUGCAGGCAAUCUAUAAGAUGGUUUCCUCAGUAAUGAAGAUGCCGGAAGAUGAAUCCACCCCAGAGAAAAGGACAGAGAAAAUCUUCCGCCAGAUGGAUACCAAUCGAGACGGAAAACUCUCCCUGGAAGAAUUCAUCCGAGGAGCCAAGAGUGACCCAUCGAUAGUCCGACUCCUGCAGUGUGACCCCAGCAGCGCUGGCCAGUUCUGAACGUCCCCCUUGUUUGGAUGAAGUGUAGUGCUGCUUGUUUUGGGUUUUUUAUUAUUAUUAAUGUUAAUUUUUUGCCAAACAACAUUCAUGGUGAUGUUGCCUCUGUAUGGCCCGAUAUGCCUUCUCCUGUGGCAUCCGUUAGCUUCUUUCGUCGUGGAUGUGAUUAUGAGAAUGCUGAAUGUUCCGAUCAGCUUGUCGAGAGCACGGGCGGUGCUGUUUCACACGGACAUUGUGGCAUUCGUGAUUUUAGAGUUUUUUUGGUUUGGGUUUUUUUUUUGGGGGGUGGGGAAGGGGCGGAUAACGUAUCUGUUUUCAAACUAGCGAUCGGCGGUGACGAAAGAGUGAAAUUUGCAGAUUCUGACUGAUGACUUUAGGCAGCUGUGUGAGAGGACUCUCCCCGAUGUGUCUACGUACACUCAGUAAAGGUUAAAAGGGCAAGUAUUUGGGUUCUUUUGCCCCAGAGCAUGGGAUUAUAGUCCAUAGGCAUAUGUUAUCCUCCACUACGGUCCUGAAAAAUUCACCGGCAGUGACCCCAUUUGAUCCCCAAGCCAAUUUCAGGCUAUUUCUAAGCUGUGAACGUUUCAAAGGUGAAUAGA
Messenger RNA from Ornithorhynchus anatinus (platypus), 1329 nucleotides. RefSeq names its product neurocalcin delta (gene NCALD). Gene Ontology annotation, molecular function: actin binding; calcium ion binding; tubulin binding. The record is from RefSeq and is a predicted model, not a curated record. Gene Ontology annotation, cellular component: cytosol. Lineage: Eukaryota; Metazoa; Chordata; Mammalia; Monotremata; Ornithorhynchidae. The transcript is spliced from 4 exons. Gene Ontology annotation, biological process: calcium-mediated signaling. The coding region runs from base 152 to 733 and encodes 193 amino acids.